AUGUCUUCCUCGUGGAUAAAGACGCUGCGAGACCGCGCAGCCCAGGCAGGCUCCAAGGUGCCCGAGCGGCUCUAUCACACCGACUGGUCGCGAUCCUUGGCAAAUGCGCAUCUCAGCAGCGCAGGCACCUUCAAUGAGGGUCUCCUCGCUGGCUUGGCUCUGCCAGGCGAGGUCACCACCAUGGCGUUUGAGCCAGUCCGGGGAUUCCUCGCCGUAGGCACCACACUCGGAACUAUUCAUCUUUUCGGUUCGCCUGCCGUUCAGCUCUCCUUCUCGCUACGACCUGCACAUCGCGUCAGUCAUCUCGCCUUCAAGUCCGAUGCCGGUCUGCUGGUCUGCAUCGACGAGAAGGACAACGUCAGCAUCUACGACCUGGCCAGACCCGAUCCUCAGAUCAGAGCGGCCCACGGGACUUCCUCGAACCAGUACCGCCCUUCGACGGCAUCGACGGGACACAGCAUCACUGGCCCACCUCACCCAGAUACGCCGCAGCGAGUCGGCGUGCACUCGGUGCGCAACAAGGUCAUCUGCGUCGAAGUCUCGUCCGCCCACUCUCACAUGUUUCUGGGCUUGCGCGAUGGCACUGUGGAUGCAUACGAUCUCGAACGCAUGUGUCCAUCGCCCUAUCGCGUGCCUAACCUCUGGUGGGAGGAAGAAGAGAUUCUUCGCAAGUCGGGCGUGCCGGACGCGCCGAACCGUCGUCACGUGCCGCUCAUCAUUGAUAUCAAGACGCAUCCAAAGGACAUCAACCAGCUGCUGCUUGCAUACGAAGGCGGCGCCAUCCUGCUCGACGUGCGUGAGCGUGCGGUGCUCAAGACGUUCCAGCUCCGCCUCUUGCCCGGCGCGCGCGGGGCGGGAGGCCAUCCGGAUCUCGUGUGGACCGAACGCGCUCCACCGGCAACGUGCGUCGCUUGGCGCCCGGAUGGAGAAGUCUUUGCCAUGGGACACGAGGACGGCUGCAUCUCGUUUUGGCACGCUCGCGAUGACGACAAGCCGCUCAUGGUGCGCACGCUUGACUGCCUCGAUGUGGACAAGCCCAUCACCGAUCCUUCGCUCAUGGACAUGCCUCGACCACCAAAGGAGCCCAUCUUCAAGCUCGCCUGGUCCGGCUUUCCCGAAAAGAGCUGGAUGAGCAUGGCCAGCGAAAGCGCAGCCAGCUGGCAGUCCCAACCGCAUCAGCGCGCAUCGUCCUCCAACGAGCCUGUCGACGAGCCCGUCAAGGGCACCCUGCUCACGGUGCUCGGAGGUGCGGGUCCAGAGAUGGAUAUGCCCGGUCUCUUCUGCUCCAAUCUCCCGCCGUAUGCUGCUGCGAUAACGUUGUGGGGAGGAGCGAAUGCCGAGGCGAGUCGCAAGCUGCGCCAGGCACUGCGCGACUCGCUCGUGCCCACGUUCGAGAGCGUGUGUCCGACGUCGAGUCAGGUGGAGGACUUUAUGCUGCUGCCGCGCAACAAGCCUCACUACUCGGGAAGCUACGAUCCGACGGCGGUAGUGGUGCUGCUUGCAGCCGAUCUUGCGUUGCCCACGCUGCCGCCUCCUGCUGCUGCACGCGGUCUAGCGUGCUUUGCCUACCCGCCACGGACGAGGUCAGAUUCACGCGCUGCGCCAGAUCCACAGGCUUUCCAGCCGGGCAGCAACUCGGUGCCGAUCCAGCCACAGAAGGAGCUGCACCUGCCACUGCCGCUCACCCUGGCCGGUCCAGGUGCGAUCCUGGGUGCAAAGUUGGAGACGCUCACGCCGCACGCCUACCGUAAGCUGGUCGGGCCGUUGGAUGUCACGGGCUUGAACCAGAAGCAGGAGCAGGAAGCAUCGGGCUCGGCGCUGCGCUCGUCGUUCAACCACGACAAGCCGCCGCUGGAGCUGGCGGGUGGCAAGGCAUCGGCAUGUCUGUCUGGCGAAGGAUCCGACGGCAUCCCCGAGCUGCUUCGUUCAAGCUCGUUCCGCAUCCUCAUCACCUGGCAUCUCGACGGCUCGGUACGGUUCUACGAUGCCAGUCCGCACUUAAUGCUGAUGGGACGCGUGGAUGAAGACGACCUCAAGCGCCAGUUAGCUUCGCCGCGCAUCUGGCUGCAGCAAAGCUUCCCGUCGCCUCUUCCGCACCUCACGAUCGACGCGCGAGCUCUGCUGCACAGCCCGGCGAUGCAGGGCCAUGCGACGUUCGAUCGGAUCCGCGCACGCGCCCGCAUCCAAGAUGUGCAGUUCGCGACCGAGGUGCUCGAGGCGAGCGUCGUGCUGUCGACGGGCCAGGUGCUGCAUAUGCGCUUUGGGUUCGCACAGCUGAGCGAGACCGAGAUGAUCAACGACGAGGUGGAGGAGUCGAUCAAGAGGCAGGAGGAACAGACGCAUCUGCUUAUCCCGCCCGUCAAGAGCCCACGCUCGAGCAUGCACCGUUCGUCCAUGUCGAUUGCAUCGCCGCAGUCGGAAGCCGCCGCAGCCACAUCGCAGGCGCUGGACGCAGAGAUGUCAAAGGCAAUGCAAGAGCUCGAGGUGGGGACGGACGCGGCAGUGCCAGGCACAACGGCACCUCCUCCACGACCGCGCAGAGACCCGAAGCGCGCGAGUCUAAACCCGGGCCAGCAGGCAGCGCUGCAACAGCCAGCUCGCAUUCCUCCUGGCCCUCCGGCUCCGGUUCCAGGUCCACCAGCUCCAGGUAGCUUUGAACAUGAAGAGAUCGUGCUGCUGCAUCAUCUUGCGGACCCGCGCUACGAUGGGUUCAAGCCGAACCUCAUGGUGGAUCCGAUGCGCGGCGAGAUCACGGCGCUGGCGUCGAGCGACAUUGGCUUCCUGGCUGUAGCAUGCGGUACGGCGCUGGCGGUGCUUGACUUCCGAUGCGGCGAGCUCAUUCUCAAGGAAGGAUUCGGCGGACACGAAUCGGAGGCAGGCGGGCCGGGCGACGCCAAGACGCUGCGCAAGGCGAUCGAGGCCGAGUCCAAGAGCCCAAUUUUGCAGCUCAUGUUCAGCAUGUGCCGGAUUGCCGAGGAUCCGAGUCUGGCGCCGCGGCUGAUCGUAGUGCGCGCCAACGGCGUGACGACGGUAUGGACUCUGCAGAGGACACUGGAUAUGUGGAUGGUGGAACGGAGCGGCACGCACAAGCUCGAGGAACUCGUCGAUGCGCGUGGGCUGCACGUGCUCGACACCAAGGGGCGGGCGUGCAAUGCGCAUCCGCAGGAUCUGCAACGUGCGUUACGCGAGCAAGAGGUCGGCUUGGCGGCCGGAUCGACAACCGAACUUCCCGAGGCAGAUGUUCUGCUGGGCUUUAGCGAGCGACAGGUGACGAUGCGAUACGGCAUUACCGGCCCAGUGGUAUCCCGCGCCGAGAUGGGCGAGGGUGUGCUGGGGUGCAGCGUGGUAGAGCGCGCGCACGACAAGGUGGCAGCGGUGGUGACGGCGUCCAGCAUCCGGCUGCUGAGCCUGCCGAAGCUGGAGCCGAUCGUGCGGCUGCAGCGCCACCAUCGCGAGGUGGGCGAGUCGGCGGGCUGGCGGGCAUGCAUCUCGUUUGACGCCAAUGGCGACUUUGUCGAGGUGUGCAGCAGCCUCGACGUUCGUCUCUGGACGAUGUUCGCCUCGCUCCGUCGACCGGGUCAGCCGAACCUGACGCUGAUGGAUCCCACCGCAGCUCCUACGGUGCCGCUUCACCCUGGAGCAGUGGGGUCGGCGGCUGGGGUGGCAACGAGCAUUGCUGGAUGGUUCGGCACCAAGACCACGGGCGUCUUGUCGGUGGGAGCACAGAUGGACGCGGUGCUGGCGGGCGAUAAGCGACCUGAACCACCUAAGCUCGGUGAAGCGCUUGCACCGCGUGACUACCGUCCGCCCCUGCCGCCUGCUGCCGACACCGAACGUGUCGAGAUGAGCGAGCGUCCAACAGCGACAGGAUCGAGUGCAGCAACAGCACGGCGCGAUCCAAGUCGGUCCAAGGCCGUUGCAGCCUCUGCCGACUCGGCGUGGGCAACCAGCUAUCAAAACAUCGACCUGCUCAAGGCGCGCGGAGCCAUGAUGAGCGGCAUCGAAGACGGCCUCACCAACCUCGAGCGAGGCGCCAGCAACUUCCUCAAGAGCACACGCGAAGCCGCGAUCAAGGGCGCCGCCAAGGACAAACUCAACAAGAUGUUCUUCUGA
This is a messenger RNA of Moesziomyces antarcticus, 4113 nucleotides long. Its product is annotated as WD40 containing snare-dependent exocytosis protein. Gene Ontology annotation, biological process: regulation of exocytosis; regulation of protein secretion; establishment of cell polarity. NCBI's taxonomy places the organism in Eukaryota, Fungi, Basidiomycota, Ustilaginomycetes, Ustilaginales, Ustilaginaceae. The coding region runs from base 1 to 4113 and encodes 1370 amino acids. Gene Ontology annotation, molecular function: syntaxin binding; GTPase activator activity; myosin II binding. The transcript has a single exon. Gene Ontology annotation, cellular component: cytoplasm; plasma membrane. The record is from RefSeq and is a predicted model, not a curated record.